CAAGCCGAGGAUCCCAUUAAGUAUUACUACGAAGAGUUGUCCAAAAUAAUUGUUGAUGAUAUUAAGAGAACAGCCAAAGAGUGGGAUAAUACGGAUCCCAUUAUAACUGUCGACGACUUUAAGGCGUAUCAACCGAUUAUCACUGAAGCAGUUCUCGCGACGUUCACCGUCACCAACAAAGAAGAGAACAUUACUCUCCAUUCAUUUCCAUUGCCCGGAAGUGGUGAUAUAUUGGGAUUCAUAAUGAAUGUGAUGCAAAGGUUUCCCGAUAUGUAUCCAAAAGCAUCGGAUUUUGUGGACAAAUCCGCACUUUUCUAUCACCGACUGAUAGAGACCUAUAAGUAUGCGUUCGCCAAACGAUCGCAUUUAGAGGACAGCGAGACUGAGAAAGUGAAGGAUGUGCUCAACAAACUCAGAUCCAAUGCAUUCGCAGACAAAGUCAUGCAAACCAUCGAUGACUCGAAGACUUUUCCCAGUGAUUCCGAUCAUUACGAUAAGACACCGGUAUUUAUGUCUGAAGAUCACGGAACAGCUCACGCAUCAGUGGUCGACUCGUUUGGCAACGCAGUGGCCGUCACCACAACUGUUAACUCAUAUUUUGGUUCAAAAGUGUUGUCUUCGACGACAGGAAUCUUAUUGAACAACCAAAUGGAUGACUUCAAUACUCUGGCGACCAAUGAUUUUGGUAUCCGAGCAUCCGAUUCAAACUUUGUAACACCGGGUCGACGACCCCUCUCAUCCAUGUGUCCCACAGUAUUCACAGACAAUAAUGGCUUACGACUUGUCAUCGGAGGAAGCGGUGGACCAAAGAUAACGACAGCCGUGGCCUCCGUCUCGAUGAGGAACUUAUGGUUCGGCGAAACGAUUAAAGAGGCGAUCGAUGGGCCGCGAGUUCACCACCAGUUGUUUGCCGACCAAAUAGUAUACGAGAAAACUUUUCCGCAACACGUGUUGACGCGUUUGGAGAAUAAGAGACAUUCGCUGAAGAGGUUGGCCGACGGCGACAGAGGGGCUAUCAUUAUGGCCAUCAGCCGUGAAAACGGCAAACUAUACGCCAAUUCUGACUAUAGAAAAGGCGGAACAGUUGACGGACUCUAACCACUGGUUGUCGUAGAUGUAGUUAUUUGUGUUAAGUAUUGUUAUUCUGUUAAUUUAGUUCAAAGCGAUUGUUAAUUGUUAG
Messenger RNA from Medioppia subpectinata, 1180 nucleotides. The record is from the annotation of a GenBank genome assembly. NCBI's taxonomy places the organism in Eukaryota, Metazoa, Arthropoda, Arachnida, Sarcoptiformes, Oppiidae.